This is a messenger RNA of Labeo rohita (rohu), 1977 nucleotides long. RefSeq names its product tripartite motif-containing protein 16. NCBI's taxonomy places the organism in Eukaryota, Metazoa, Chordata, Actinopteri, Cypriniformes, Cyprinidae. The record is from RefSeq and is a predicted model, not a curated record. Gene Ontology annotation, molecular function: zinc ion binding; protein binding. The coding region runs from base 55 to 1692 and encodes 545 amino acids. The transcript is spliced from 7 exons.
GUGAAAGUGUGUUUGAGCUGUUGUGUGUUUGUGUCUCUGUAUUCACUCUGUAAAAUGGCAGAAGCCAGAAUUUCGGUGGAUGAAUUCACGUGUCCAGUGUGUCUGGAUCUCCUGAAGGAUCCAGUGACCAUCCAGUGUGGACACAGUUACUGUAAGAUCUGUAUUACACACUGCUGGGAUCAGGAGGAUCAGAUGAGAGUCUACAGCUGCCCUCAGUGCAGACAGACCUUCAGAACAAGACCUGAUUUAGGAAAAAACACCAUUCUGGCUGAAGUGGUGGAGAAACUGAAGAAGACCAAACUUUCUGCUGACUGUUACGCUGGAGCUGGAGAUGUGCAGUGUGACGUCUGUACUGGAACAAAAUACAAAGCCGUCAAGUCCUGUCUGGUGUGUCUGAACUCUUACUGUCAGAAUCACCUUGAACAACAUGAGAGUUUCUUUAAAGGAAAGAAACACAAUGUGACUGAUGCCACUGGACGACUGCAGGAGAUGAUCUGCCAGACACAUGAGAAGAUCCUUGAGGUUUUCUGUCGCACUGAUCAGAAAUGUAUAUGUGUGCUGUGUAUGGAUGAACAUAAAAACCAGGACACUGUAUCAGCUGCAGCACAGAGGACAGAAAAACAGAAGCAGCUGAAGGAGACGCAGAAGACGUUCCAGCAGAGAAUCCAGCAGAGAGAGAAAGAUCUUCAGCAGCUGAGAGAGGCUGUGGAGUCUCAUAAGCGCUCUGCACAGACAGCAGUGGAGGACAGUGAGAGGAUCUUUACUGAGCUCAUCCGCUCCAUUGAGAGAAGCCGCUCUGAGCUGAUACAGAUGAUCAGAGAUCAGGAAAAGCGAGCGGUGAGUCGAGCUGAAGGACGACUGGAGCGACUGGAGCAGGAGAUCAAUGAUCUGAGGAGGAGAGACGCUGAGCUGGAGCAGCUUUCACACACACAGGAUCACAUCCAGUUCCUGCAGAGUUUCCAGUCUCUCUCAGCACCUCCUGAAUCUACAGACAGAAAUGACGAUCUCUUGAGUUCUCUCUUCUCUUUUGAUGGUCUGAGAGAAUCUGUCCAUCAGCUGAAAGACAAACUGGAGGAUUUCUGCAAAGAGGAGCUCAAGAAGAUCUCAGACAGAGUCACAUUCACCAACAUUGUUCUCUGGACCAGGAACGACUUCCUACAAUAUUCCCAUCAGCUCACUCUGGAUCUGAACACAGUGAAUAAACACCUCCAUCUGUCUGAGAACAACAGAGUGAUUACAUUCACUGGCACAGUCCAGUCGUAUCCUGAUCAUCCAGACAGAUUUGAUGUGCGUCAGCAGGUGUUGUGUAGAGAGAGUGUGUGUGGACGCUGUUACUGGGAGCUGGAGUGUAGUACUGGUCAAAAUAGUAGUCUGUCUAUAUCAGUGUCAUACAAGAGCAUCAGCAGGAAGGGAUGGGGUAAUGAGUGUUUGUUUGGAUUCAGUGAUCAGUCCUGGAGUUUGAUCUGUUUUCCCUCCAGAUACUCAUUCAGACACAAUGACAUAGAGACUGUUCUCCCUGUAAAGCCCAUCUGCAGUAGAAUAGGAGUGUUUGUGGAUCACAGUGCAGGAACUCUGUCCUUCUACAGCGUCUCUGACACAAUGAGCCUCAUCCACACAGUCCAGACCACAUUCACUCAGCCGCUCUAUCCUGGGUUUUGUGUAAUUAGAGGAUCAUCAGUGAAACUGUGCUGAUGAAUCAGAAUAGACUGUAGAGUAUCUGAGUGUGUGGUGCACACGGGUGCUCAUAUGAUAUUGCACAAUGUCUUCAGAAUUACCUGAACACUACAGACAGGAGCGCUGGAGCAGAUGGGAGUGAAACUCUCCAGGACUGUGUGAUGCUCAUCUGCUGUAUUUGCUGUCUGAUUGAGGCUGGUUCAGUGGUCUUUUGGCAUCUCCAUGUGGUCCUGUUUGGUAUCACACCUUGACCUGUAGUGAAUUCAAUUCUAAAUUAUGAACAAAUGUUACAAUUAUAUUUUC